AUGGUCCGUCAAUUAAAAUAUCAUGAAAAGAAACUGCUCAAGAAAGUAGAUUUUCUUCAGUGGAAGAAAGAAGAUAAUUUUCAUGCAACAAAGGUUAUACGUCGCUAUCAUAUACAAAAACCUGAAGACUACCACAAGUAUAAUAAACUUUGUGGUGAAAUAAAUAAAUUAGCGAAUCGAAUUUCACUUUUAGAUUCACGUGAUCCUUUUCGGGUUAAACAAGAGACAGCAUUAUUGGAAAAAUUAUAUGGGAUGGGAUUAAUUACGGCGAAAAAACAAUUUAGUCAGGUGGAUGGAAUUACGGUGUCUGCUUUUUGUCGACGACGUUUACCAAUUGUCAUGUGCCGAUUAAAAAUGUCAGAGACGGUUAAAGAAGCAGUUACAUUAAUUGAACAAGGACAUGUGAGAGUGGGACCAGAAACAAUCACAGAUCCAGCGUUUUUAGUCACUAGGUAA
Ambispora leptoticha is the source of this 456-nucleotide messenger RNA. Lineage: Eukaryota; Fungi; Glomeromycota; Glomeromycetes; Archaeosporales; Ambisporaceae. The record is from the annotation of a GenBank genome assembly.